GAGAGCUAGCUAUGAGGUAGAGAGAGAAAGAGAGGGAGGUAGCAGAUGGUGUUGAGUUGUAGGAGGGGAAAGGAGGAAGAGAGUGAGUGAGGCUCCCAUUCUGUGUUCGUAACGUAAAGCUGUCAAUUCAUUCCACACGAUUUUUAUCAUGUCAGCGGAAUUCACAAAAGCUGCUGAAGAGGCGAAGGCGCUGAGUACAACUCCAUCAAAUGAUGAGUUGUUGGAAUUAUAUUCUCUCUACAAACAAGCUACAGUUGGUGAUAAUAACAUAGAUGAACCUGGCAUUUUGAACAUGAAAGCUAGGGCUAAAUGGAAUGCUUGGAAUGCUAGAAAAGGAACAUCAAAAGAAGAAGCGGAAACCUUAUACGUUAAAAAAGUUGAAGAGUUGAAAUUAAAAUAAGGAUAAACAAGCUCUUGACCUGAUAGAGCCAGGAUUUGAUUCCUUUCACAUCUGCAGCCAUUAUGAACAUCUGUUGCUAAAUUAAUUUCUUUUUUCUUAAAAUUAAAAUAAUUUCUAUAAUAUUC
Molecule: messenger RNA, 525 nt
Organism: Octopus sinensis (East Asian common octopus)
Lineage: Eukaryota; Metazoa; Mollusca; Cephalopoda; Octopoda; Octopodidae
Product: acyl-CoA-binding protein
Exons: 5
Coding region: 149-400 (83 amino acids)
Biological process (GO): fatty acid metabolic process
Molecular function (GO): fatty-acyl-CoA binding
Source: RefSeq, a predicted model, not a curated record